AUGUACGAGAAACUGUACAUAAAAGAAGAGCUCGUAAUUAUGCCUUUAGGAAAAAAAAUACUAAAAGAAGAAGCUUUACUAACGAUCCAGCAUCAGUUUAUUCCGGUAUUUGAACAUGAGUUUUUAACAACUGUAGAUGAACUGAAAAUACCAAGCUUACAUUCGAAUAACAAUGGAGACGAAGAGCUAUUUCUAGUGCAAGAAAAUAACAUCGAGCCCCAGACAAUAUUAGUAAAUGAUGUUCCUGAUAAUCUAAUAGAUGAUGGUGUUCAAAGGGAGCAAGACUUGAUAGAACCACCUUUCAGUCAACACGCCUGUAAGGAUUCGAAGAAUCUACAAGAAAUCGAAGCUCCAAAAUUGCCACCGUUUUGGUUGUAUAUACCCGAGCCCAAUGGAUUUGUAUUUAUGCGAAUGGAUCCAACAACUCAGCAGAUCAAAAUUCGGUUACGCUUAAACAAGGAUACAUCUAUUAAUGUUCUUUUUCCUAACAAUGACGAACUGCCUCUAAACGAAAAAAUUAAUUCAUUAAGUUGUAUCUAUGACUACUUGAAAUCAGUGGAAAGAUGGCCUUUAUGUGUUGGUACUCAGAUUGACAGUAUAAAGUAUUCAAAACUUUGUAAAAAUGUGAUUGUUGGUGAUAACACUUAUAAAAGGAACCAAGCUAAUCCAAGAUGUAAACCUUGUCGAAUAUUACGGAAUCGAUUGCAGAGUCGAAAGUCGACUUCAAUUAAUUUGGAAACAACAAUUGCUAAAAAAAGACAUGCUUCAAAUCACAGCGGAAUGAUGUUAUCAAUAAAAUGGACUUAUAUGGUGGACUGCGGUUUGCAAGUAAUCAAUUAUUUGAUAUGA
Messenger RNA from Pararge aegeria (speckled wood butterfly), 849 nucleotides. RefSeq lists its product as uncharacterized. The transcript has 3 exons. The coding region runs from base 1 to 849 and encodes 282 amino acids. NCBI's taxonomy places the organism in Eukaryota, Metazoa, Arthropoda, Insecta, Lepidoptera, Nymphalidae. The record is from RefSeq and is a predicted model, not a curated record.